Messenger RNA from Echinostoma caproni, 318 nucleotides. The record is from the annotation of a GenBank genome assembly. Lineage: Eukaryota; Metazoa; Platyhelminthes; Trematoda; Plagiorchiida; Echinostomatidae.
CCACCAAUCGGUGUACUGGCGGAAUCACAAGGGUCGAAAAACGAGUUGACUCGUGCACUGUCGAUUGCCAAGACGUCAGAUGCAUCCAUGGGUCGCUUCUCUGCAUCACUGGAUACCCGGAAAAUCUCGAAAAAGACUGAGCAGAAAGUAAAACAGCGUGCAAAACUCAGUCAGGUGGUCGAUGCACGUUCUGUCCAGUCGCUCAAACGACAAAAACAACAGAUGAAGAAAGGCAAGAAACAGAAGAAAGCAAACACACCGAAACGGAAACCGAUGAAAAAGAAAGGGUCCCGGACGGGAAAUAAGAAAUCCGGCUGA